UUCCAGUGUAUGUUUUGAGAAAGAAUGCACAGAUGGUCGCGUUUCACCAGGCAUUAAUGUGCCUCACAACACAAUGUAGUUAUCACAGUUUUUAUUUAUUGGGGGGACUUGCGGUGUCAUCGUUCGCCCGUUGCGGUAGGAAGCCCUUCCACGGAGCGAGAGAGUGAUUAUGUUUUUCCUCUGGCAGAUGUGCAAGUUGAAGCAGGCUAGGUUGCUAAUUUAGCAGCUAAAACGGGUUGAAUUUGCACUUGAGCUAAUGCUAUUAUCAGAGAGUCAGGUAAACCAGCUUAUUGGGGGGAAACAGUGCGUCUCUGUGUUGUAAUGCACGACAUUACGAUUCAUUUCUCUUAUCCGUCUUGCUUAGUGAGGAAAAUCACAGGCUAGCCUUUGUUCCCGAAGCGAGUUAUUGAUUGGCUGCUUUGAUUGGUAAUAUGGAUGAAAGUCCCGGCAACGUCGACAACGAUGACAUUGUCAUCAUCGUGGAGAACGAGGCCGAAAGUUUGCCCGCCGAGGAGGAGAGGCUGAAGCAACAGGGCACCUUCGGCCUCAUGGACACUUGUCCCAUCUGCAAGUUGAGCUUCCACAACAGGGAGCCCAAGCUUCUGCCGUGCCUGCACUCCUUCUGCAAGAGGUGCCUGCCGCCCCCCUUCCGCAGCGCCGAGCCCAGGCGGGACUCCCAGGGUCAAGUUGACAACAGCAAACCACUUGGUGCCAUCCGAUGCCCAGUGUGCCGACAGGAAUGCUGGGAGAUGGACGUGCUGGAUAAUUUCUUUGUCAAGGACUCUGCUGAGGUGCCCAGCAGCACAGUGGAGAAAACCAGCCAGGUGUGCAUGAGCUGUGAUGACAAUACAGAGGCAACGGGCUACUGUGUGGAGUGUGUGGAGUUCCUGUGUGUGACGUGUAUCGAAGCGCACCAGAGGGUCAAGUUCACCAGGGAUCACACCAUACGACAGAAGGAGGAGAUGUCUCCAGAAGCAGUAGGUAUGUCCACACAAAGGCCCGUGUUUUGUGACAUCCACAAGCAGGAGCCGCUGAAGCUGUUCUGUGAAACGUGCGACCGACUCACCUGCCGAGACUGUCAGCUGCUGAAGCACAAGGACCACAACUACCAGUUUUUGGAGGACGCCUAUAGGAACCACAGGCAGUAUCUGGAGAACAUGACGCAGCAGCUGCAAGAGAAGAGAAAAGCUAUUGAGGAGGUUUCGAGCUGCAUUAACACCGGACUCCAGCAAGUUGAUGAAAACCGGAAGACCGUCACCAAUGAAAUCAAGAAGUCCAUCUGCAACUUAAUUAUGGAAAUCAACAGGAAGGGAAAGAUUCUGGUCAACCAGCUUGAAGCUCUCACUAAGGACCAUGAGACGGGUCUGAAAAAGCAGCAGGAGGACAUCAACUCUCUGACCAGGCACCUUGAUCACGUCAUCAGCUUCACCAAAUGGGCCACGGCCAGCCACAGCGGCACAGCCCUCCUUUACUGCAAGAGACUGAUUCUUUUCCAGAUCCAUUACCUGAUGAGGGCAAGCUGUAGUCCCUCCAUUGUCCCGCAGAGCUCUGUUCGGUUCCAGUGUCGCUCUGGUUUUUGGGCGACAAAUGUAGACCUUGGUUCUCUCGUGGUAGAAAGGGCCACCAGCCGGCAGCCUCUCCCCAACCACCAGGCAGGUCCCAGAGGAGAAGCACCUGCUGGGACUCUCUCAGUGUCGGCCCAGCAGCGCCAGAGCACCCUGGCCCAGCUGCAGAUGCAGGUGGAGAAGCUGGCCCAGCAGCCUAAUAGACAGCCUCCUCCUGGCCACUGGUCCUGGUACCAGAAUGUUAGGCUCCCGGGGCCACCUGGGCCCCCGCCCCCAACAAGGCCUAUUCAGGGCGGGUCCUCCCCCUCCCAGGCCCCCCCGAGUUUGGGACCACCGAGCCGCAGGUACGGAAGCUCCCACCCCAACCCUAGAAGCCCCACCUCCUCCAUGCUUCACAACACGGGAUUCCCACCUGCUCAGUCUCUGAGAGAGCUGAUCCAUAGCUCCAAUUUUCCUCCUAAACCUAUGGAGGUGUUGCAGGGUACAUCCCGCUACCCUCACCCUCUCUCCACUGGAGCAGCCACACAAACUUCACUACACCAGCGGGGCCUAAUGGAUUCAUCCUACCUGAAGAGAAGUGAGUCUGGCAGUUCUGUCCCCUCCAUUACCAUCUCUAUCCCCAAACCAAGCUUUGCGCCGAGUCUAGCUUCCGCAAGUGCAGAUAAGACUGCACAAGGAAGGCAGAAUUCCCCAAUGGCCAAACCCUCGUCUUCAGACAGAAGCACAGGGACGACUUCCUGGAAGCAGAGCUCCGAGCUGCCGGCCGGCCCCUCAGCCAAGCGCCGAAGGAGGUCAUCUCCCGGGCCAAUCAUUGUUAUUAAGGACGAACCAGAGGACGAGGAUGAAGUUCGCUUUGUGCAGUCCAGCGUAGGAGCCAACCUGCCAGACAGCAGCACCGGGGCCCAGUCCAAGUCUCGGCAGCAGCAGAGGGCAUCGCCGCCAGACCCAGCCCCAGGAUCAGACUCCACCCCUGGGCAGAAGCAGCAGCCGCAGCUCCCAGCCGAGCCGCAGCCGGAGAAGAGCGCCGAGCCGGAGGAAGAUCCCAACGAGGACUGGUGCGCCGUGUGUCAGAACGGAGGCGAGUUGCUCUGCUGUGACAAGUGUCCCAAGGUUUUUCAUCUGUCCUGCCACAUCCCUACGCUGAACGAGUCGCCCAGCGGUGAGUGGUUCUGUUCGUUCUGCCGUGACCUCAGCUCUCCUGAGAUGGUGUACGACUGUGAUGAGAAGGAGGUUGCAAAGGAGGAGCCAGACUCUGAGAGAUUAUCACCUAUUGAUAGACGGAGGUGUGAGAGGCUGCUGCUGCGCCUGUACUGCAACGACUUCAGCACCGACUUCCAGCAGCCCGCUUCUCCAUCAGAGACACGGAGGUACAAAGAAUUGAUUAAAACGCCGAUGGAUUUGUCAAUAGUGAAGAGGAAGCUAGAGACAAAGCUGAAGCAGGGUGAACACUACGUCAAUCCUGAGGGCAUUGUGGCAGACAUCAGGCUCAUAUUCUUUAACUGCGCAAAGUACUACAAGGCAACCUCAGAGGUGGGGAGCGCCGGCUUGUACCUGGAGGACUACUUUGAGGAGCAGCUGAAGCUCCUUUACCCAGACAAGAUUUUCCCUGGAGGGAGGGAAGAACAGAUGAUCCCUCCCUUGGAGGAUGAGAUAGAUGACGAAGAGGAACCGAUGAUGGAAGGAGGCAUGGCUCCCGUUGAGGACGAUGCACCAGCGAGUCCUGCAGGAAAUGGAAUCCCACCUGUGGAGGAGGACUUGGCUCCUCCGGAGGGUAAAGCCCCAGAGGAAGGAGAGAGGCAAACAACAGAGAACGUGAUUGUUACGAGUGAACAGGGGACAGACACAAAGACGGCAGCUGCGGAGGGAGACACGCCUCCCGCAGAGGAGGUGAAGCAGGAGGAGACGACUCCUGUGAAAGACAGUCCAGCUGCUGAGGCUGAACCAGGAGAUCCUGCGACCCCGAGCUCCCUGAAAGACAAGCCUCCUCAGCUCCCGACAGACGGUACCGCCGAGCCUCCUGAAAUAAUCCAGGAGCCCCCUGCUGCAAAAACAGCCAAGACCGAGGAGGGAUAGACGGAUUAAGAUGAAGAGGGAGAGAACUAUUGGAAAGCAGCUUGAUUCCAGUCUUCCACAAAAGUGGCCCCAGUAGGGACCUGUAUUUGCUGCAAUCAGAUACUUUUGUUUUGUACCCUGCAAUUUGCAAUAGGAAAAAUUAUACUGCUACACUAAAUUUACUUAUUUAGCGGCAGUCUUGCGGUAGAUGCACAUUGAAAUCAGUAUACAAGUUCUUUUUGUUGUUCUUUUGAUGGGACAGAGGUUACAAUUGUACUGUAACAUAGAUUAUUUUCUUGUGAUGACACUGAGAAGCACACAAAUGAUAUUCUUUGUGGAUAGGAUGCCCUGUAAAUUAUUAUCAGUUAUCUCGCAUUAUCGGUUGACUUGUACAUAAUGCCAUGUACUGAAGGCACAAGUGCUGCAUUCAAAUCAUGAAAAUAAGACUUUCAUUAGUUAUUGCAUGCAGGAAAUCUAAAUAAUAUCAAUCAUGUCUCCAUUUUAUUGUGUUAAUAGGAUAUAGCUCUCCUGUACGAUCUGUUUGGCCUAUAAACAGACUGUUAUAUUUAUGUUUCAUUGCAACUGUCAUUUUAGUUGAAUGCUGUGUAACAAAUAGGGACUCUGUACAUCUUGUAGUUUGUGUAUAGAAUGAAGUGCCAUAUCUAUCAAUUCUAUAAUGAUUUUAAAACAGUCUCGCAGUUUGGAUGAAAUGUGGCAUUUUAAAACGGCGCUGCUCAGUUGUGAACAAAAACAAAAAAUUAGAUCUAUCCCGUU
Messenger RNA from Myripristis murdjan (pinecone soldierfish), 4391 nucleotides. RefSeq names its product tripartite motif containing 24 (gene trim24). Gene Ontology annotation, molecular function: zinc ion binding; protein binding. Lineage: Eukaryota; Metazoa; Chordata; Actinopteri; Holocentriformes; Holocentridae. The record is from RefSeq and is a predicted model, not a curated record. Bases 432 to 3638 code for a protein of 1068 amino acids. The transcript has 19 exons. Gene Ontology annotation, cellular component: chromatin.